Molecule: messenger RNA, 3528 nt
Organism: Trichomonas vaginalis G3
Lineage: Eukaryota; Parabasalia; Trichomonadida; Trichomonadidae
Product: UDP-glucose:glycoprotein glucosyltransferase family
Exons: 1
Coding region: 1-3528 (1175 amino acids)
Cellular component (GO): endoplasmic reticulum
Molecular function (GO): UDP-glucose:glycoprotein glucosyltransferase activity
Source: RefSeq, a predicted model, not a curated record
AUGAUUUUAACUCUAUUUUUUGGGCUGUCAUUUCAGCUAUCCACUGAUUAUGGCAUUGAAGUAGAAACAGUUUCUAAUUGGGACCGUCCUCUCUUAUUUGAACAGAUUUUCUACUUUAUUCUUGAUUAUUCCAAAGAAGUUUCACAUCAAUACUUGUUUUCAGUUCUAGAAAACAUCGAAUCAGAAGACAUUUUAAUGGAACAAGCAGAAAAAUUGCUACCACAUCAUAUGUUUUCUCUUUUGAAAUCUGAACUCGAAAUAGGUUCUUUACUUCCAAAGAUACAAUAUACGAAAAGCAUUAAAGACAAAGAAUCUAUGCGCAUUUACAAAACAGAUUUCGUUAUAGGAUCACCAACCACAGUUACAUUUUUAAAUUUACAUGAGAACUCUAAUGCAAAGAUUGUUUUAGACAUGAUUAAAAACCAAAAAGAUCUUUUAUUAAGACUCGAUAUCCCAGUAUUACCAGGCGAAUACAAAUUACGUGGUUAUGGAAUUUCAAUUCGUCCAACAUCAAUGGAAACCGAUGAUCAAAUAGGUCAAGAGAAGCGAACAAAUCUCGAUCAAAAUAUUCCUAUCGAUAAUACAACGAAAUACAUCGAAAAUUAUAUUUUUAAUGAAGAUCAACACGAAACAUCGCAAGAAAACAUGUAUUUAAUGGUUUAUGAGUAUAUAAAGAAUCAUAAAGACGUUCCGCUUCUUCGAAUUCUUCGUGAUAUUACAAAUAAUUGGCCAGCAUUUAAAGAAGACGUUUUUUCGACGAAAGUAUCACCCGAAACUAUCGAAUCCUUCCAAAACAUCAAUAAGAUCAUAUCAAAAUACAGCGAUUAUCACUCAAUUAAUGGCAGAAUUUUUGAAAGUCCAAAUUUUGACAUUUUUACUGUUUUUGACAUCAUUAAACGUGAAAGAACGUUUAUAGAUAUACUAAACAACACAUUCGGCAUCAAAAUAGAAGAAAUUAAUAGAUUAUCUCGAGCAGACAUUUCAUCCAUGGAUAUUUUAUUUGAUUAUCGGUUUCAAUACAUUGAUUUCUACACAGAUGGCAAAUGUAGUGAAGGAAUUUCGUUUUCUGAAGAAGAUCAACGAAAACUCGGUUUUGAUAUUUCUAAAACAAAGAAAGUUGUUGAUUUUAUUUCAUAUCUUGAUUUAUCAAGUAAAGAAGGCCGAGAAUCUCUUAAAACAUCUCUCCAACUAUCAGUAAUUAAAGAACUUCCAAUCAGAAUCGGUUUUGUUCCUUAUUUCAACACUGAAAACAAAAAUUUCAGAAAAAUUUCAUUUGCUUAUCAUCAUUUAGCAAUAAAGAACCCCAAACUUGCAGUAGAAUUCAUUUAUCAAAUUGUUUUGCGCGAAAAUGAUAAUGAAAUUGAUAUUUUAGCUGAAAAAAUUUAUAAUACAUUAACAUGGCAAAGAAGUGAUUUUUUGUCAUGGUCUGAAUUGCAUCAACUUUAUUCACCUGAUACUGCAGUAUUCCAGCGAUUAAAUUCUGUUAAUAGAUAUUAUCGGGAUAAAGGAAUUCUUUUAAAUACUAUUUGUGUCAAUGGAAAGAUUGAACGAAUAGAAAAUUCUUAUGCGAAAUAUUUAAUGAUUAUUCUUGAAAUCAUGAAAAUUUACAAUGAAAUUAAUGUUGAAGAAAAUAAUUUAGAUCCAAUUGAAGUAAUGAAUAUAACUAACUUUGUUGUUAAUUCUCUUCGAAGUCCUUUGUCUCCUACAAUUGAAAAACAUGGAACGAAAAUUUACAUGAAAUCAUUGUCAGAACAAAAAGAAUUUAUUCAUAAAUUUCAAAACAUUAAAUGGGAUCAUGUUGAUUCAGAAAUAACGAAAAACUAUUAUAUUUUAUUGACAAAUGAAACAGAUAAUAAAGUAUUUCGUGAUUUCAUGCAAAAACAACAUAGAUAUCCAACAGCUUUUGCUAUAAAUCCUGACACAGAUUUGUUCAAAUUUAAGAAAUAUCCUGUAUUAAUUUGUGGUGGAUUAGUGUUUGAAAAAUUCGAAGUAACUGAAGAAAACUUGUUUGAAAUUGAUAAUUUCUUUUCUGUUUCUAUUUCUCAAUCAUUGAAUACUAUUUUAGACAGUAAUAAUUCUUUGUUGUAUUAUUAUUUAAUAACAAUGUAUACUGAUUGGUAUUCUUCAGGAAUUGAACGUGGAUCUGUUAAUCCAGAGCUGUUCCAAGUAGAUCAAGAUAUUGUUCAUUUAGAUAAUGAUGGAGAUUUCGAAUGGGAAAUUGUUUCAAAUCCUUUAUCUGAAAGUUUCCAAGAAUCAAUAGAUAUAAUUAAAUAUGUAAGUGAAAACAAACUUGCUAAAGUUAAAUUACUUGCUGCUCCUGCUAACGACAUAAUUCCGCGUGUAACUUGUUUUAAUUUCUUUUAUAGAUCUUCUUUGAAUUCUGAUGUUGUUUUAUUUACUCAUUUGAAUGAAAUGACGAGAUAUAAUAUGAUUUUAUCAAAUCCUUCUUCAUGGAUAACAUCACAAUUCCAUGCUGAUAUAGAUCCAAACAAUAUUUACCUUGAAGAUAAAGAACCUGGUCUUUACAAAGUUAAAUAUGUUCUUGACAAAAUUUGCGUUGAAGGAAAACUUCGGAAUUUGUAUUACAAUUCUCGAAAAUCAUUUUUGAAGUUUGAUUCUCAAUCUAUUGCACAAUUAAAUCGUUUAAUGUAUUGGCAAGCACCAACAUUACCAGGUCGUCAUUAUAUUUCUGAUGUUUUAGAGUAUGAUGUUGAUAGUUUUGCAACAAAUUUGAUUCCUUUCGACAAAAAUAUAUUUAUUAAUGCAGAAUUUAAUGUAUCUGAAGAAUAUAUUAAUAUUUUCACAAUUCCUACUGAUAAAGCUCAUGAAAAAUGUGCGAAAGUUAUGAUGAUGUCAGUAAUGAAACAUACAAAAUCAAAAGUGAAGUUUUUCAUUUUUAAGAAAUAUCUUUCUUUCGAUUUUAUUCAAUCGAUGCCAGAAUUUUCCAGAAAACAUGGCUUCAAAUAUGAAUAUGUUGAUAUGAAUUGGCCGAAUGUAAUGUUUUCUCAAUAUGAUCUCAAGAACAGUUCUCUUGAAUAUAGACUUUUAUUCCUUGAUAUGUUACUUCCAUUUAAUAUUCCUCGUGUUAUUUUUAUUGAUUGUCAAACAGUUGUUAGAGGAGAUAUAAGUAAUUUAUAUAAUUCUCAUAUGAAUGGUUUAAUUAAUUUCGUUGGAGAUUCCAAUUCUCAAAAAAUAUCAUCUAAUGUAUUUGUAGCUGAUUUGACGAAAUUUAAACUUACAAAUAUUGGUGAUCAAAUGAGAUAUCUUUCUUAUAUAUGGCAAUAUAACUUAAAUACUCCAAAUGAUGCAAGUUAUUUGACACAACUUACAAAAAUUUAUCCAUCUGAUUUAUUUGGAAAAGAAUUGUUUUGGUGCAGAGAUUGGUAUCCAAUAAGUGAUAUGGAAAAUGCAUUAUUAAUUUGGUAUGGACCAAGUUCUUCUGAUGCAUCAUCAAGUUUUGAAUUUGCUUAUAAUAAUAUUCCUGAAUGGAAAGAUUAUAUCAAUGUUCUUCAGAAUAAUAUAGAAUAA